Trypanosoma rangeli is the source of this 1125-nucleotide messenger RNA. RefSeq names its product putative 33 kDa inner dynein arm light chain, axonemal. NCBI's taxonomy places the organism in Eukaryota, Euglenozoa, Kinetoplastea, Trypanosomatida, Trypanosomatidae. The coding region runs from base 1 to 1125 and encodes 374 amino acids. The transcript has a single exon. Gene Ontology annotation, cellular component: axoneme. Gene Ontology annotation, molecular function: dynein heavy chain binding. The record is from RefSeq and is a predicted model, not a curated record.
AUGGAAGAGGGAGGAGGCAGGUGCACCCCGUCACUGUCGGGUUCUUUGCUGAAACUACAGCGGAAGGUUCUCGUUGACACCGUCAGUGUAGAUGGUGCUGAGCCACUCAGGCGCUCUAUCUCUAUUCCUGCUUCAAGGCUUGCGGAUGCACGCGAAAAUGCCGCAAAUGAUUUGCUUAAUGUGGGUCGAGUAAACAGAGCGCUGGUAACAAACCCGUCGUUUCCUGCUCAUGUGGCACGUGUAGAUGAAGUUCCAAAGAUCUCAACUUGUUCAGCACAAUCUUUUGCGGUUGCUGCACCUUUUCCGAACGAGACAGCGUUGCCGUGGCGGAUGCGUGCAUCGCUGCCUGUCACCAGCUCGCCUGCUGCAGAAAAGGCUGCUCGUAUGGAUGAGGUCAACACAAGCUCUGUGGCGUACCCAGGAGGUGCUGUUCUUCCAGCUCUCAUGACUAAAUUGUCUGACGUGGAGCGAAUUCUUUAUACAUUGCUGCCUCCUAGGCGCACCGUGUGUAAGGAGACAGGAAAUACAUUUAUGGAGUUUGUCUCUACGGAGCCGUCAUCUCGUAUAGAGGUGGCGGAGCUACAUGAGCAGUUGGUCAACCUGCUGAAGCAGCGACGUGCUCGGGAUAGUGGUAUAUGCCCGAUUAGACGUGAAAUUUAUGCAGAGGUCUUUGAUGAACUUAUUAGGCAGGUAACGCUGGAGGAGCCAACGCGAGGCAUUCUGCUGCUGCGUGUUCGUGAUGAGUUGUACCAGACCUUGGCAGCCCACCGUUCUCUCGUGGAGCGAGCCAUGUAUUUUGCCUCCAAGCAGCGGGAGGAGUCUGAUGAGGGUGUAGCGCAGCUCAAACAGCGUAUCAAGGAAUUGGAGGAGGUACGAUUGGAACUAUUGAUGAAGCGAAAGGCGGCGCAGAUGCGGGAGAACCAAUUGCUGCACACCAUUGAACAGGAGAACAAUGCCCGCAGCAAGGUCCAGCAAGAUGAAUUGGGGUACUUCCGUCGAUCCAACCGCCAGUUGGCGCAGCGUAUUAAAACCGAGACAGAGCGCACAAAUGCACAGGGAGUGGUUAUUCCCGCCGUUCUACUGGACGGUGAGGUAACACAGAUUAAACCUCCAGUGACCACGUAA